This is a messenger RNA of Oppia nitens, 2371 nucleotides long. Its product is annotated as Bardet-Biedl syndrome 7 protein-like. Gene Ontology annotation, biological process: intracellular transport; cilium assembly; intracellular protein localization. The transcript has 6 exons. The record is from RefSeq and is a predicted model, not a curated record. Gene Ontology annotation, molecular function: protein binding. The coding region runs from base 77 to 2371 and encodes 764 amino acids. Gene Ontology annotation, cellular component: neuron projection; BBSome; ciliary basal body. Lineage: Eukaryota; Metazoa; Arthropoda; Arachnida; Sarcoptiformes; Oppiidae.
AUGUGUUUCUAUAGUAACGAUUAAUUGAUUGAAUUAAAUGAAACAACAAAACUUUGAAUCAAUUGAAUGGUAAGAAAUGUCAAACAAAUUGAAUCGCAUUGAUUACACUCAAGUAGGACUUACCUCAAGAAACUCAUUCAAACUUAUCAAAUAUGGUAUCGUUAGUCCCGAUAGCGGUUUGUUUGCCGCAGUUGUUGGCGACCAUUCGGGUUCUGUCCAUUGUUUUACAUUCAGACCCGACUCCGCUAAUAUCGAUACUAUAUUUAAGACACUUCCAGGUCCAAAUGCAAAGAUUAGUUGCAUUGAAGUUAUCAAUAGCUCAAACCCAAGCGGUUCUCCAAAAAUUUUGAUGGCUAUGGGAUCUUCAGUUAUCAGAGGGUAUACUAAAAAAGGCAAACAAUUUUUCGGUCUUGAAUUAAAUAACUUAACGGAACCGAUAAAGAGUUUAAAGAUGCGGUGGCCAAAUGAAAUAUUCAUUACCGGACACUAUAUUUAUAACAAUUAUAUUAUCACAGAAUCGGACAGUAAAAGUGGUUCCGCCGUUCAGAGCAAAAAUUAUUACGUCUGUCCGGAAAAAAUCAUUGAUUUGAUUCUUAUUGAAGACAAACACAAUAGGAAAACAGUACCAGUGCUGGCGUGUCAGGACAGACUGUUAAGGGUAAUGAAAGAUUCCUUGUGUCAGUACGAGCUCGAGAUAUCAGGAAUUCCCAGUGCUUUACUUUGGAUGAAUUACUCGUCCAAUAGUAUCAAUGAAACAUUAAUUAUCUACGGAACUCUUGAUGGAAAGGUAGCCUUAGUUUCAAUAGAUUUUAAUAGAAAACCAUUGGAACCGUUGCAUAAAUGGGAAAUACCUGAAAAAGGCUCCCGUUCUUCUGUUACAUGCCUUGCAAUGGCUGAAUCGGCUGCAGAAUUAUAUAUUGGUAGAUCUGAUGGAAAUAUUGAGAUUUGGUCUUUUACUGAAACUUUAAAUGAAAGCGGAGAAGAAAUGAUAGAUUUAAGUUUACCACCAAUUCUUAGAGAUCAUCAUAACUGUGGUGAAAGUCUGACUUCAGUAUUGGUUUGUAAUAACGGAAAUCUUAUUCUUGGAUCGACUUUUACGGGAGUUAUCUUUGGUUUAACAAGAAAUGAAAUGAUUAACCAAAAGUUAAAUCCAAAUUAUUUAUUAAUCAGUAAAGAUAUGGCUUUGAAAAUUGAAACGCUUAGGGAUGAGUGCGAAAAAUUGGAACAAAAAUUAGCUCAAGAAAGGGAAAGGUAUCAAGAAAUGACAUCUAAAGGUACUGAAGAUAUGGAUGUUAUGGAUGUCGGUGUGUCAGCUCUGCCUUACUUUGCGAUUAACGACUCGUUUAUCCUUCAGGAAGAUGCAUCCUAUUUGUUGACUUUGGAGGUUGAGAUAGCCAUCGAUGCAGUAAUAAUUCAAAGCGAUAUACUUCUAGAUCUAAUAGAUUGUGAACGUAAUUCAGCAGUUAUUAGCUUUAAUGAGAACAUCGGAGGACAGGUUUUGGUGACUUUCAGAUGUCAGGCAAAUACUACUCGAUUGGAGAUUAAGAUUCGCUCCAUUGAAGGUCAAUACGGCUUAUUGCGAGCGUAUAUCAUGACUCGGGUGUCACCAAAAUGUGCACAAAUAAAGACAUACAAAAUAAAACCGCUUUCACUUCAUAAAAGAAGUUAUACUGUUAUCGAUACUCAAUACUUAAAUAAAUUGACAAUUAGUGGUACUUUUAGUCUUAAUGAAUCUCACACUUGGAUUGAACUUUGUAUUCCUGAAAUACCCGAAAAGAUUACCACAACUAAUACCAGUUCACUGAUUGUCUAUAAUUUUAUCUCGACUUUCACUGAAACAUCACUUUUAUGUAAUUGUGGUAAAGGAGAGAUGACUUUCCAAUCAGAUAACGUUUCGACCAUUUCUAUAAUCAAAGACUUCGUAACACGAGAAGCAACUAAAAGAUCGACAGCUAUUGAGUUGUCAUUUGAUAUCAAAGAGCAGAGUGUCGGCCAUACGUUAAGAAAAUUAUAUCCAAAACUUAAGAGUUUAAUUAAUAUUCGUCACAAUAGAGAACUGAUGGAAGCGGUUAAUGAGCUGAACGUUAGUGACCCUCAGGUCGCACAACAAUUAAUGAAUAAAUUGAUGGCAAAUGAAGAGAUAGACAACAAAACAGCUGAAAUCAAUUUGGAAAGAAUUUAUGGUAUAAUUGCUGAUCUAUUUAUCGAUUAUCACAAACUAAAAGGCGGUUCCCGUUCAGUGGUCUCUGGAUUCAAGUCACGUAUUAAUGAAUUGGUAACACUUAUCGAGACUUAUGUUUCCGAUGAUUAUAACGAACAUAUAUUUGUUGAUAAACUCAACCAAUUUUGGGGAAUUCAGACAUUUGUUUAA